Messenger RNA from Alternaria alternata, 1295 nucleotides. RefSeq lists its product as hypothetical. Lineage: Eukaryota; Fungi; Ascomycota; Dothideomycetes; Pleosporales; Pleosporaceae. The transcript has a single exon. The record is from RefSeq and is a predicted model, not a curated record. The coding region runs from base 328 to 996 and encodes 222 amino acids.
UCAAGUGAGAGAGGCAUAGCGUCUCACAAGAACGAGCGCCACCCCUGCCAGGUCCUGUCGUGCUGAUGAUGUUCAAGCUUGAGAUCUGCCCCACUAAAUCCUCCUGUCGUGCAGCAGGGCUCAUGCGAACACUCAGGCGCACAGGCUUCCUCUCAGUUACACGAAACCGAACCUUUACUAACCCCUCAGCAUUGUCGGCGCUCUUAGGGAUGAUGGCUCUCAGAUAGAGCGCUGCAUUGGCCGAGCGCUCACCCCAGUGUUACAGCGCAUGCUGAAGGCGCGCGGGUACCAGGCUGGUUGCGACGAGGUUGCCUCUCACUGCACGACAUGGGCGAUCGCGUAACAUUAGCGCAAAAGCUUGUCGACAGUUAUCGUACAAAGGCCAUCGAACUUUUGGUGGAUUAUCUCCAGAACAAGGAUAUUCGCACAGACGCCGAGCAGUACAUAGGGCAACACGACCCUUCCCCAGCAAGGCUCGAUACGGCAUUUGAGCAGCACCAUGGGUUCUUGCCGACACGUUCACAUCAUCGCAACGUCUCUCAACCACCAGGAGCGGCCCGCCAGAACAUUUCGAAUGCCAGGCACAGCUUGAACACUCCACCCACCAGCGCAGGUUCAGUCAAGUCGCAUGCUUCGAGCAUGGCUGCUGCAGGCGUAGAAAAGAUAUUAUUUCUAUCAGGCGACGACGAAGGCACAGAUGUGCCAGUAUUAUCCAGACGCGCGCCAGGGAAAUACAAUCUGAUCAAAGACCAAGUCGCACACGGUCGCGGCCUAGUUACUGGUAGAUUUGGGGUGGAUGAGUUGGUACCUGUACAUCAUCCAUCCGUUGGCCACACAUGGGAAAAUGUGAGGUUUGCUGUCAACCUCACUUGGCGUCGUCGCAAUGAGUAUUCAACAAAUGUGGACACAUUCCACAUCGUACCAGCGAGGUCGCUCGACUGCGACGUGGUCCUGGGAUCUGAUGCAUCCAUGGAACGCCAAUUGCCCUCAGGUUAGUCUACUGCAAUCUGCAGGAACUGCGUUUAACACGCUGACCCGUCUGUGAUGACGAAAGACGUUCAAGAUGCACAAUCACCGCAAGCGCGCUAUCCACAAACCUUUGAAAGAGUAGAAGAACUCGACCCAACACCACCACCGCAUGCGCCUACGGCGCCCUCGUAUGCCUAUCAACAAUCCUCUCUACCACCGCCUGCUGUCCAACGGACAUACGAACGCGUACAGGCCAUGCGCGACAAUCAACGUAUGCACACGGCUGACCCAUCAGCUUCGGCUACCCACCCGAAGCAUGUGAACCA